This is a messenger RNA of Falco peregrinus (peregrine falcon), 8035 nucleotides long. Its product is annotated as deleted in malignant brain tumors 1 protein. NCBI's taxonomy places the organism in Eukaryota, Metazoa, Chordata, Aves, Falconiformes, Falconidae. The coding region runs from base 1 to 6738 and encodes 2245 amino acids. The transcript is spliced from 24 exons. The record is from RefSeq and is a predicted model, not a curated record. Gene Ontology annotation, cellular component: membrane.
AUGUCUCCUCCUUCCCAAGGUGUCUCCCUGAGCCUGGUGAACGGCAGGAACCGGUGUGAGGGGCGUGUAGAGAUUUACCAGUAUGGGAACCGGGGCACCGUCUGUGAUGACAGCUGGGACCUGCAGGAUGCCGAGGUCGUGUGCAGGCAGCUGGGGUGCGGCUAUGCUGUAUCUGCACCAUCAAGUGCCUACUUUGGACAAGGCACCGGCAACAUCUACCUGGAUGACGUGCACUGCACAGGGAAUGAGUCGUCCCUCUUCGAGUGCAGGAACAAUGGUUGGGGCAUCCACAACUGUCAACACGGUGAAGAUGCUGGUGUGGUGUGCUCAGGUACCCUUGCUUGUGUCUCCCUGAGCCUGGUGAACGGCAGGAACCGGUGUGAGGGGCGUGUAGAGAUUUACCAGUAUGGGAACCGGGGCACCGUCUGUGAUGACAGCUGGGACCUGCAGGAUGCCGAGGUCGUGUGCAGGCAGCUGGGGUGCGGCUAUGCUGUAUCUGCACCAUCAAGUGCCUACUUUGGACAAGGCACCGGCAACAUCUACCUGGAUGACGUGCACUGCACAGGGAAUGAGUUGUCCCUCUUCGAGUGCAGGAACAAUGGUUGGGGCAUCCACAACUGUGGCCACGGUGAAGAUGCUGGUGUGGUGUGCUCAGCAAGAGAAGGUGUCCCCCGUGACCAGUGGUCUCCCAUGUUUUCCAUGUCUCCUCCUUCCCAAGGUGUCUCCCUGAGCCUGGUGAAUGGCAGGAACCGGUGUGAGGGGCGUGUAGAGAUUUACCAGUAUGGGAACCGGGGCACCGUCUGUGAUGACAGCUGGGACCUGCAGGAUGCCGAGGUCGUGUGCAGGCAGCUGGGGUGCGGCUAUGCUGUAUCUGCACCAUCAAGUGCCUACUUUGGACAAGGCACCGGCAACAUCUACCUGGAUGACGUGCACUGCACAGGGAAUGAGUCGUCCCUCUUCGAGUGCAGGAACAAUGGUUGGGGCAUCCACAACUGUCAACACGGUGAAGAUGCUGGUGUGGUGUGCUCAGGUACCCUUGCUUGUCCUUCCUCAACACCGGGACGCUUUCAAGAAGCAGCCCUUGUUGGCCGCUGUGUCUCCCUGAGCCUGGUGAACGGCAGGAACCGGUGUGAGGGGCGUGUAGAGAUUUACCAGUAUGGGAACCGGGGCACCGUCUGUGAUGACAGCUGGGACCUGCAGGAUGCCGAGGUCGUGUGCAGGCAGCUGGGGUGCGGCUAUGCUGUAUCUGCACCAUCAAGUGCCUACUUUGGACAAGGCACCGGCAACAUCUACCUGGAUGAUGUGCACUGCACAGGGAAUGAGUUGUCCCUCUUCGAGUGCAGGAACAAUGGUUGGGGCAUCCACAACUGUCACCACGGUGAAGAUGCUGGUGUGGUGUGCUCAGGUACCCUUGCUUGUGUCUCCCUGAGCCUGGUGAAUGGCAGCAGCCGGUGUGAGGGGCGUGUAGAGAUUUACCAGUAUGGGAACCGGGGCACCGUCUGUGAUGACAGCUGGGACCUGCAGGAUGCCGAGGUCGUGUGCAGGCAGCUGGGGUGCGGCUAUGCUGUAUCUGCACCAUCAAGUGCCUACUUUGGACAAGGCACCGGCAACAUCUACCUGGAUGAUGUGCACUGCACAGGGAAUGAGUUGUCCCUCUUCGAGUGCAGGAACAAUGGUUGGGGCAUCCACAACUGUCACCACGGUGAAGAUGCUGGUGUGGUGUGCUCAGAUGCCACAAGGACGACUGCACCCAGCUUCACAGUAUCCAUUCCUCCAGGUGGGUCUCACUUUGUCACGGUUUUGCUGGCCACUGCCUCUGGCGGUACCACUUUGUGGCUCACAGGGUGGGAUUUGGUCUUCUCCACGGCACAGCAGAGCCAGGGAACCACACAGAGUAGUUAUGCUGAGGGCGGCCGUCCUGGUGGCCUGAAACUCGGAGAGCACUGCCAUUGUGGCAGCAAGAGAAGGUGUCCGCGUGACCAGUGGUCUCCCAUGUUUUCCAUGUCUCCUCCUUCCCAAGGUGUCUCCCUGAGCCUGGUGAACGGCAGGAACCGGUGUGAGGGGCGUGUAGAGAUUUACCAGUAUGGGAACCGGGGCACCGUCUGUGAUGACAGCUGGGACCUGCAGGAUGCCGAGGUCGUGUGCAGGCAGCUGGGGUGCGGCUAUGCUGUAUCUGCACCAUCAAGUGCCUACUUUGGACAAGGCACCGGCAACAUCUACCUGGAUGAUGUGCACUGCACAGGGAAUGAGUUGUCCCUCUUCGAGUGCAGGAACAAUGGUUGGGGCAUCCACAACUGUCACCACGGUGAAGAUGCUGGUGUGGUGUGCUCAGGUACCCUUGCUUGUCCUUCCUCAACACCUGACCAGUGGUCUCCCAUGUUUUCCAUGUCUCCUCCUUCCCAAGGUGUCUCCCUGAGCCUGGUGAAUGGCAGCAGCCGGUGUGAGGGGCGUGUAGAGAUUUACCAGUAUGGGAACCGGGGCACCGUCUGUGAUGACAGCUGGGACCUGCAGGAUGCCGAGGUCGUGUGCAGGCAGCUGGGGUGCGGCUAUGCUGUAUCUGCACCAUCAAGUGCCUACUUUGGACAAGGCACCGGCAACAUCUACCUGGAUGAUGUGCACUGCACAGGGAAUGAGUUGUCCCUCUUCGAGUGCAGGAACAAUGGUUGGGGCAUCCACAACUGUCACCAUGGUGAAGAUGCUGGUGUGGUGUGCUCAGGUGUCUCCCUGAGCCUGGUGAAUGGCAGGAACCGGUGUGAGGGGCGUGUAGAGAUUUACCAGUAUGGGAACCGGGGCACCGUCUGUGAUGACAGCUGGGACCUGCAGGAUGCCGAGGUCGUGUGCAGGCAGCUGGGGUGCGGCUAUGCUGUAUCUGCACCAUCAAGUGCCUACUUUGGACAAGGCACCGGCAACAUCUACCUGGAUGACGUGCACUGCACAGGGAAUGAGUUGUCCCUCUUCGAGUGCAGGAACAAUGGUUGGGGCAUCCACAACUGUCACCACGGUGAAGACGCUGGUGUGGUGUGCUCAGGUACCCUUGCUUGUCCUUCCUCAACACCGGGACGCUUUCAAGAAGCAGCCCUUAGCCAGGGAACCACACAGAGUAGUGUCUCCCUGAGCCUGGUGAAUGGCAGCAGCCGGUGUGAGGGGCGUGUAGAGAUUUACCAGUAUGGGAACCGGGGCACCGUCUGUGAUGACAGCUGGGACCUGCAGGAUGCCGAGGUCGUGUGCAGGCAGCUGGGGUGCGGCUAUGCUGUAUCUGCACCAUCAAGUGCCUACUUUGGACAAGGCACCGGCAACAUCUACCUGGAUGAUGUGCACUGCACAGGGAAUGAGUUGUCCCUCUUCGAGUGCAGGAACAAUGGUUGGGGCAUCCACAACUGUCAACACGGUGAAGAUGCUGGUGUGGUGUGCUCAGGUACCCUUGCUUGUCCUUCCUCAACACCGGGACGCUUUCAAGAAGCAGCCCUUAGCCAGGGAACCACACAGAGUAGUGUCUCCCUGAGCCUGGUGAAUGGCAGCAGCCGGUGUGAGGGGCGUGUAGAGAUUUACCAGUAUGGGAACCGGGGCACCGUCUGUGAUGACAGCUGGGACCUGCAGGAUGCCGAGGUCGUGUGCAGGCAGCUGGGGUGCGGCUAUGCUGUAUCUGCACCAUCAAGUGCCUACUUUGGACAAGGCACCGGCAACAUCUACCUGGAUGAUGUGCACUGCACAGGGAAUGAGUUGUCCCUCUUCGAGUGCAGGAACAAUGGUUGGGGCAUCCACAACUGUCACCACGGUGAAGAUGCUGGUGUGGUGUGCUCAGGUACCCUUGCUUGUGUCUCCCUGAGCCUGGUGAAUGGCAGGAACCGGUGUGAGGGGCGUGUAGAGAUUUACCAGUAUGGGAACCGGGGCACCGUCUGUGAUGACAGCUGGGACCUGCAGGAUGCCGAGGUCGUGUGCAGGCAGCUGGGGUGCGGCUAUGCUGUAUCUGCACCAUCAAGUGCCUACUUUGGACAAGGCACCGGCAACAUCUACCUGGAUGACGUGCACUGCACAGGGAAUGAGUCGUCCCUCUUCGAGUGCAGGAACAAUGGUUGGGGCAUCCACAACUGUCACCACGGUGAAGAUGCUGGUGUGGUGUGCUCAGGUACCCUUGCUUCGACCCAUCUCCAGCUGGUGAACGGAAAGCACAGAUGUGAAGGUCGCGUUGAGGUCUAUUACGAAGGACGGCUGGGGACAGUUUGUGAUGAUUACUGGGACAUUUCUGAUGCCCAGGUUGUGUGCAGGCAGCUGGGAUGUGGCCAGGCCAUUACAGCUCUAGGCAACGCUUACUUUGGGGAAGGCUCGGGUGACAUCCUGCUGGACAAUGUGAAGUGCAAUGGAAGUGAGGUCUCCUUGUUGCACUGUAAUCACCCUGGAUGGAGGAUACACAACUGUGACCACUAUGAAGAUGCUGGUGUUGUCUGUUCAGGUGCUCUCCGGUGCCUACGACAGACUGGCCGUAUUCAACAGGUGAUUGACGCUGGCCUGCCCCACUCCUGGCCUUGCACCAAGCACCACCCCAAGACCACUGACCGGGCAGCCCCUGGGGAUGACCUGAGCCUCUGCAGAAGGGUGUUGAGAUGGAAAGACAAUUACAGCGCUGUUGACCUCCACCGUGCCAAAGACCUCAACACUGCCUACAGUGUCCAUAUCAGACAUGACCUCCAUGGGGCAGAAAAGUACCACAGGAGCAAUGACCUCCCUAGCAGAGACAACUGUCGCAGCACCAACGACUUCCAUAGUGUGGAUGUCCUCUAUAGCAGACAUAACCACGACAGUGCCAACCACUCUCCUAGCAGAGACAACGACCCUAUCAGAGACAGUGAUGACCACAGAGACAAUGGCUACCACAACAGAGAGAAGCACACCAGGAACGGCUGCGAGGGCCGUGUGGAGGUGUACUACGGCGGCAGCUGGGGGACGGUGUGCGAUGACGAGUGGGACCUGAGGGAUGCCCAGGUGGUGUGCCAGCAGCUGGGCUGUGGCCAGCCCACCAACGCCCCGGGCAGCGCGUACUUCGGCCUCGGCUCCGGGAGCAUCCUCCUGGAUGAUGUGCAGUGCCGCGGGGAUGAGACCUCCCUCGGGAUGUGCCGGCACAACGGCUGGGGCAUGCACAACUGCGGGCACGUAGAGGAUGCCGGCGUCAUCUGUGCAGGUGCGGCACAGCCAGCUCCCCUGCGGCUCUCCGGUGGCAGGAACGGCUGCGAGGGCCGUGUGGAGGUGUACUACGGCGGCAGCUGGGGGACGGUGUGCGAUGACGAGUGGGACCUGAGGGAUGCCCAGGUGGUGUGCCAGCAGCUGGGCUGUGGCCAGCCCACCAACGCCCCGGGCAGCGCGUACUUCGGCCUCGGCUCCGGGAGCAUCCUCCUGGAUGACGUGCAGUGCCGCGGGGAUGAGACCUCCCUCGGGAUGUGCCGGCACAACGGCUGGGGCAUGCACAACUGCGGGCACGUAGAGGAUGCCGGCGUCAUCUGUGCAGUGAAUUAUCUUCCAUUUCUUUCUGCAGCACCUUAUUUUUGCGGUGGCUCAAUCUCAAAUUCUUCUGGGGUGCUGCAGAGCCCCUUCUUCCCUGGAAGAUAUCCAAACAACGCUGACUGCAUGUGGGAAAUACAAGUAGAGAACAAUUUCCGUGUUAUGCUCACAUUUAGAGAUAUUGUGAUGCAAGGCAGCAGAUGCCAGUACGACUAUGUUGAAGUCUACGAUGGGCCUCCACACUCUUCCCCGCUUCUUGGGAGACUUUGUUCUGGUUCCUUUCUCACGUACAUAUCCUCUUCAAACAUGAUGACCAUUCACUUUCACAGCGAUUCUAGAUACACCUUCCGAGGGUUUCAGGCUCACUACUCCUCCAUUCCAUCAAAUCACAACAUUACCCUCCUGUGCUUGCCAGACUACAUGCACGCUGUGGUUAACAGAGACUAUCUCCAGGUUCAGGGCUACUCAGCACAGAUGGUCACCCUGAAUGACAACCGCUGUAAACCAACGGUCACGUCACACGAGGUUAUCUUCAACAUUCCCUACAACAGCUGUGGGACGAUACGAGAGGAGAACAAUGAUACAAUCAACUAUUCCAACAUGAUCAAAGUUACAUCUUCUGGGUACAUAAUCAAGAGGAAAAAGAAUAUUCACUUACAUAUCAAUUGCAAAAUGCUACACAACACAUGGAUGCAAAUAAUGUAUGCUGCUGAAGAUACUGUAGAUGUGAAUGAAAAUCAGUUUGGAAGAUAUGACAUGAACAUCUCUUUUUAUGAUUCCUCAUCAUUCUUGCGGCAAGUGCACGACUCUCCAUACUACAUUGACUUGAACCAAAAUUUGUACCUUCAAGCUUCUCUUCACAGCUCUGACCCAAAUCUGAUCGUGUUUGUGGAUACAUGUGUGGCAUCACCUGAUCCUCAUGAUUUUAGCACUCUGGCCUAUGACAUAAUCAAGAAUGGAUGUGCUAGAGAUUCUUCCUAUGCUACCUACCAGUCCCCCUACAGCCACUUUGCUCGGUUCAGAUUUAAUGCCUUUGAGUUCAUCAGCCGCCACAGGCUGGUCUACCUGCAGUGCGAGCUGGUGGUGUGCCGGCUCCGGGACUAUGCUUCCCGCUGCUACCAGGGCUGUAUGAACAGAUCCAAGAGAGAUGCACGUUCUGCUGAGGAAAGAGUGAAUGUGGUUGUUGGACCACUUGGGCUUCGAGAAGGGGGUGCUCAGAGCAGGAAUAUGGGUAAAGUCAAAUAAAUUUGUCUCGUAUUUACUCUAAGACUACUUCGGGCUUCAAGGAAAGCCAGAGCUCUGCGUUUCUGGCACCACUGAAACUGGCUUUUGCUAACUUCUCCAUAAAAAAGAAGGGACUGUCUGGCUGACCCAAAUGUCUACAAAUCUUUUCUUUUAACACCUUGCAGCCCCCCUGUUUUCACAUGCACAUAUAAAAAGCACAAUUGCUGUGGCGGUCCCAAAGGAGAGGUAGCAUGUAACCCAUUUUAGUGCUAUGAGUCCUUUGACCUAAUUAGCUCCAGCCUGCUUGUGUAACGUGAUGGCCAGCGGGGAGCAAACUCCCAGCUCUCUUGGGAAACAUUUAAUUCCCUCAGUUGCCUUCUGCUUAUGAAAUUUGCUUAGUUCAGUUGUCAUCCCUGCUAACAUAAAACCUGUUCAAAUAGUUUAAACCAAUGAACCUGUAAGAAGUUAGCUUAUUUCUGACUGGUCCCCUUUUAAUGUAGCAGCUCUUUAUGCCCUGAUGCUUAAUACACCGAGAUCAAACCCCUCCUGCCUUCACUUGCAGGGCUGGACUCUCCUGUGCCUCCUCCCCAGGCGGGUCCCACUGCUGCUGACAAUCCCCUCGUACCCGUCGUUGCUGCUGCUGCCAUCCUGGCCGUUGCCGUUUUCGUUCUUGCCGGGUUUCUGGCAAGACCUGCACUGAAGAAACCAUUUUCUCAUGGGGUAAUGUGAGAUCAAAGGUCAGCAUCAUCCAUGAUGGUUACAGGGCAAACAUCACGUAUUACGAACUACCGAAAUGCUUCACUGACGGCAGUGCGGCAGUCACAUACGUGCCAUUUGUAAGAAGCUGUGAUGCCUUUAUCUACAAGUCCUAGCCUCUUAAAGUGCUUUAGAAUAACUUUGCAACCCUAACACCUGUUAAACAAUGAAGAAAUAUUUUAAACGUUAAUGUUAUGCAUUGUUUGAUACAGUCAUUUUAUCGUUUUCCUCGUCUUCAAUUUUAUUCUCACAUCCUUCUAAGACUAUUUAUCUAAUGGCUCAAAAUUUUGUGAGCUAGAGAGAAAAUAUGAAUGAGGUAUCAAUAAAUUUUCCAAGGUGUAUUAAAUGGGAGGAAGAGUUAAUUUGGGGAGAAGUAAUAGAUCAUGUCUGGAAAGGAAAUGUAAUAAUUGAUCUUACCAUGGCAUCUAGAAUUGCGACUAUACAAUAUUCUAAUUAUUUUGACUAUUGCUUUUAAUGCUAAUUUUCACAUUGAAACAAUAAUGUAUCUGUGCUUAUUUAUAAAAUACAGAGAUUUCCAAGCUAAAGUAAUCUGUUAGGUGAG